GGGGCCAGGGCGGAGGGGCGGGAGCCGCGCCCGCCCCAGCCCGGGCCGCCCCAGAAGGCCACCAAGCCCAAGAAAGCUCCCAAGAGAGACAAGCUGGCUCUGGAGCCGCCGCCGCCAGGUAAAAAUAGCAACAGAAAAGGCGUGAGAACCAAGAGCUCUGAGAAGGCUGCCAGUGAUGAUCACAGCAUCCCCGUGACCCGUGGUGAUGUCAGACAGGGUUGCCCGCCUCUUGGUCUGGAAACCUUAAAAAUCACAGACUUCCAGCUCCACGCGUCCACGGUGAAACGCUACGGCCUGGGGGCGCAUCGAGGGCGGCUCAACAUCCAGGCGGGCAUCAAUGAAAAUGACUUUUACGACGGGGCGUGGUGUGCGGGGAGGAACGACCUCCACCAGUGGAUUGAAGUGGAUGCCAGACGCCUGACCCGGUUCACGGGCGUCAUCACUCAAGGAAGGAACUCGCUCUGGCUGAGUGAUUGGGUGACCUCCUAUAAGGUCAUGGUGAGCAAUGACAGCCAUACGUGGGUCACUAUUAAGAACGGAUCUGGAGACAUGAUCUUCGAAGGAAACAGUGAAAAGGAGAUCCCGGUUCUCAACGAGCUGCCCGUCCCCACGGUGGCCCGCUACAUCCGCGUCAACCCGCAGUCCUGGUUCGACAGCGGGAGCAUCUGCAUGAGGCUGGAGAUCCUCGGAUGCCCGUUGCCAGAUCCAAAUAACUAUUAUCACCGACGAAACGAGAUGACCACUACCGACAACCUGGACUUUAAGCACCACAGCUACAAGGAAAUGCGCCAGCUGAUGAAGGUUGUGAAUGGAAUGUGCCCCAACAUCACCAGAAUUUACAACAUCGGCAAGAGCCACCAGGGCCUGAAGCUGUACGCUGUGGAGAUCUCCGACCACCCCGGGGAGCACGAAGUUGGUGAGCCGGAGUUCCACUACGUUGCCGGUGCCCACGGCAACGAGGUGCUGGGCCGGGAACUGGUGCUUCUGCUCAUGCAGUUCCUAUGCCAGGAGUACCUGGCCCGGAACGCACGCAUCGUCCGCCUGGUGGAGGAGACGCGGAUUCACAUCCUCCCCUCCCUCAACCCCGACGGCUACGAGAAGGCCUUCGAAGGGGGCUCGGAGCUGGGAGGCUGGUCCCUGGGACGCUGGACCCACGAUGGGAUCGACAUCAACAACAACUUCCCCGACCUAAACACGCUGCUCUGGGAGGCGGAGGACCGGCAGAACAUCCCAAGGAAGGUUCCCAACCACCACAUCGCCAUCCCGGAGUGGUUUCUGUCUGAAAAUGCCACGGUGGCGGUGGAGACCAGGGCCGUCAUAGCCUGGAUGGAAAAAAUCCCGUUUGUGCUGGGCGGCAACCUGCAGGGGGGUGAGCUGGUGGUGGCGUACCCCUACGACAUGGUGAGGUCCCUGUGGAAGACGCAGGAGCGCACGCCCACCCCGGACGACCACGUGUUCCGCUGGCUGGCCUACUCCUACGCCUCCACGCACCGCCUGAUGACAGAUGCCAGGAGGAGGGUGUGCCACACGGAAGACUUCCAAAAGGAAGACGGGACCGUCAACGGGGCUUCCUGGCACACCGUGGCUGGAAGUCUCAACGAUUUCAGCUACCUUCACACAAACUGCUUCGAGCUGUCCAUCUACGUGGGCUGUGACAAAUACCCUCACGAGAGCGAGCUGCCCGAGGAAUGGGAGAAUAAUCGGGAGUCUUUAAUCGUGUUCAUGGAACAGGUCCAUCGUGGCAUCAAAGGCAUCGUGAAGGAUUUACAUGGAAAAGGAAUUCCCGGUGCCGUGAUCGCCGUAGAAGGUGUCAGCCACGACAUCCGAACAGCCAGCGAUGGGGAUUACUGGCGCCUCCUGAACCCUGGGGAGUAUGUGGUCACAGCCAAGGCGGAAGGUUUCACCUCGUCCACCAAGACCUGCAUGGUCGGCUACGACAUGGGGGCCACGCAGUGCGACUUCACACUCGGCAAAACCAACCUGGCCAGGAUCAGAGAGAUCAUGGAGAGGUUCGGGAAGCAGCCCGUCAGCCUGCCAGCCAGGCGGCCGAAGCUGCGGGGGCGGAAGAGGAGACAGCGUGGGUGACCGCCCGACACUGGAGACCCAUCCCAGACCCCUGCAAGUUAAACCACUCCCAUCAUAGCUCCAUAGAGGACUCACUCCUUGUUGUUUGCUCUGUAAUUCAGGAGGCCUGGGAGGAUGUGGGGGCCGCGAGGCGGGUCCCGAGGGGAGGGCUGCAGGCUUAGGGUAUUUUCUUUUGUUCCCACGGAGCCAAGUAACUUGGGCAGAGCGGCAGAGAAAGGCUGGUGGGGAGGAGGGAACUCAGCAAGUCAGUAGAAUCGGAGGUGGGCCUUGCCUGCUCAGGGCCUGCAGGCUACACGCGGUGCUUCCCCUGCUCGCCUGACAGCAAGAGUUCCCCGUGGGUUUGCCACGUGCACGGCUGGACUGCAGCAUUCCCGGGGCCCUGCUGUUCCAAAUGUCACGAUUCAAGAUGCUCCCGGGCGUUCGAAGAGGAUCCACCCUCUCUGGCCCCAGACAUCUCAAGCUGCUUCAGAUAAAUUCUGUGACAAUAGAGAUGUCACCAAGUGAGCGUCAGUCAGCCUCUUGAGUCAGUUUCGUUUCCCUUUCAACAAAGGCUCCGUGCUCAUGAAAGGGGAGAAAGUCUGGAAUAAUUUAAGCGCUCCCUGGGCAGCUAGGCCUGCACGGGGGCUGGUUGCAUGUAUACCGGGUUUACCGCAAACCUCCCUCCGCCAGAUUUCCUGCGGUCUAAGCCGGGGACAGCGGGAGGCGCCAGCCUUCCCAAGGAACCCCACCAUUCAGCCCGGCUCCUCUGUGAGCCGCAAGGACUUGAAGAGAGCCUGAAGGAGGCUGACCCGCAGCCCUCGCUCUGCUCCAGACGCCCUCCCUGCACGGACGCGAGACUCCUCAACCAGCCUGACAUCGCCGAGCGAGUCGUUUUUGACGUGUGGAAUGCCAGACCUUCCGGAUUACACUGCGUUUGCUGAAAAGCUCUUAGAAUCAUCUGCGGAACGUCCGUCUGUUCAGGAGGGGUUAUUGAAUUAUCGUACCAGAAAACAAAUUUCUCUCACCUUUUAUUAAUGUUGCUGCCUCACUGACCUGGGAAGAAUAAGGAAAAUAAAGAAAGCAAACGGUGA
Molecule: messenger RNA, 3155 nt
Organism: Pteropus alecto (black flying fox)
Lineage: Eukaryota; Metazoa; Chordata; Mammalia; Chiroptera; Pteropodidae
Gene: CPXM2
Product: carboxypeptidase X, M14 family member 2
Exons: 14
Biological process (GO): proteolysis
Molecular function (GO): zinc ion binding; metallocarboxypeptidase activity
Source: RefSeq, a predicted model, not a curated record